AUGACCAACACGGUGAAAGACUCGUUCUUGCCAAUCAUAAAUCCACCCAAGAUCAAGAGGAAACAUCUAAGAAAGUACUCAUGGCUUCCUGACGUCCUCAGAAUCAAAGGCAGCGUUAUACCCCGUAUCUGGGGACCCGUGUUAACUGUCACGAUUUUUGCGACGUUUGUUGCCUAUGCACAUACCAAGGGUCAUCGGGUCCAACUUACGAACUCUGUUGUUCCCUUGCUAUCCGUGGUCGUUGGCCUCAUACUGGUAUUCAGCACUUCUUAUGAUCGUUACUGGGAAGGCCGAAAGUCAUUUGCAUCCAUGACAUCCAACAUCCGAAAUCUUUCCCGUCUGAUCUGGGUGAAUGUUGCGCCUCCACCUUCAGACCAAGAGAUUUCUAUCAAAGGAAAAACAAAAACCAUCACACCCAAACAGUUGGAACGCAGGAAAGCAGAUGCAUUGCGUCUAUGUCUAGCAUUUGCUUAUGCAGUUAAGCACUACCUUCGUGGAGAAGAUGGCAUCAAUUGGGAAGACUAUCGUGGAUUGCUCCCGCCUUCAUUCCUCCAAGCCGAAGAUAUGGGGUAUCGUUCUGAUGCGUAUUCUGCGACGCGUAGCUCAUCGCCGUCGCCAAGUGAUAGUAGCAGCGGCAUGGCGUCGCUUGACCGAACCAAUGCCACAAAGCGAGUGCGUGUGAAGCGUAGCAAGCCGAACCUUGUCAGUCAGACGACACCGUUAUUAUCAAUUCAAUUUGCCGAGGAGACCUCUCUUCCUCUUCCAUUAAUUAUCUCCCAUGAGUUAGGCCGAAUGAUAUUCCGUUUUCGUCGGGACGGAUUGCUAGAAACUGUUGGGCCAGCAGGUACAAAUGCGAUGACUCAAUUAAUUCAGAGCAUGGUCGACCAAAUGACGACUAUGGAGCGUGUUGCGAAUACCCCAAUUCCGCCCUCUUAUGGAAUUCAUCUAAAACAAUGUGUCACCCUCUAUCUAUUUGCCUUGCCACUUACCAUGGUCAAUGACCUUGGCUGGACUAUGAUACCCAUCGUCACCGUUGUUGCAUUCACUUUAAUGGGCAUAGAGGGUAUUGCUGAUGAAAUUGAAAUGCCCUUUGGAACAGAUAAAUCUGAUCUUCCUCUCGAUACAUACUGCCAAGAUCUGAAGGAAGAAAUCGCAUUUAUGAUAACUCGACUUCCUGAAGUAGGGGAGGGAGUAUACGGCUAUGACGACGGUGAAGGAGAUGACUGA
Messenger RNA from Desarmillaria tabescens, 1227 nucleotides. Its product is annotated as Bestrophin, RFP-TM, chloride channel-domain-containing protein. Bases 1 to 1227 code for a protein of 408 amino acids. Lineage: Eukaryota; Fungi; Basidiomycota; Agaricomycetes; Agaricales; Physalacriaceae. Gene Ontology annotation, molecular function: chloride channel activity. The record is from RefSeq and is a predicted model, not a curated record. The transcript has 13 exons.